Stomoxys calcitrans (stable fly) is the source of this 2292-nucleotide messenger RNA. RefSeq lists its product as uncharacterized. The record is from RefSeq and is a predicted model, not a curated record. The coding region runs from base 397 to 2046 and encodes 549 amino acids. NCBI's taxonomy places the organism in Eukaryota, Metazoa, Arthropoda, Insecta, Diptera, Muscidae. Gene Ontology annotation, molecular function: zinc ion binding; nucleic acid binding. The transcript has a single exon.
UCCCAAACAAUGUUUAUAUGUCGGCGAACUAAAUUUUCUUUUAGACUUAGUUAUCAGCCCUGUUCCAAAAUAGGAAUUCGAUUAAUUUUGCGUAAGCAUAUUAGCGACCGUUUUGAUAACAGAAGGUAGAAUUUUCCCCUUUAGCUGGUGUGUCUCAAGAUAAAUUAAUUCUAUGAAUAUAUACAUAUGCCAUAGACCAGUUUUUGUAUCCACAGUUUUUCGAAAUGAGUUUUAUCACACCAUAUUCUAUUUUCAUAUUCUAGCAAGAAACGUCAAACUAUUAUGCCUAUUUGUUCUUUAGACAGUACUUUUUUGAAGGAAAAUAGAUUUUUUUCUAUAAUUUCAUUUUACGGUUUUUAGAGUGAAAUUUUUUCUAUUUGAAUCGAAUUUGUCAUUAUGGCUUCAGAGGAACCGAUACCUCCAGAAUUGCCUCCGCAAUCAGAGACAACCUCUACGGACAAUACUUCGGUAGUAUGUGAGGUUUGUAAGCAACUUUUGGUUGAAGGCCAAGAUUGUUUAAUUAUAAGCGCAUGUGCGCAUCCUUUUCACAGGAACUGCAUAGAGACAUAUCUUUCUUCGUCCGCAGAAUGUCCUGUCUGUAAGAGAGUAUGUGACCUAGGCGAGUUAAGAACAUAUAGUAUGGCUUCGAAACCACCCCCAGCUCGAAAGGCUCCUAAUAAUAGAGGCAAGGGUAGAGGUGCCUUGAACAAGACUUAUGAAACUCGUAGUGUGACUAAGAAUCUAUUUCAGGAUGCACAGAAUCCUACUAAUACACAGCCUGCUACCCGGCAGACUCCUCAGCAAUGCAAUAAUACUUCUUUUGACUUUACGACACCUCCACAACAAAACAUUGCCGAUCCUCAGGCAUUGAACUCGAGUGUAGAUUACCGCGAGAUAGGUCGCAUGAUAGAAGAUCAGUUGAGGAAGUUUUUUCAUAACAUGAAUCUGCCACACACUGCGACUUCCAAUAAUAUUCCCAAUUUAAACCGGGAUCCCCGGAACGUGCCCAAUACUAAUGCGUAUUAUCCUUCAGGUAACUGUGUCAAUAUGCCGAGUAAUUUUCCCAACCACCGGCCACCAAAUCCUCCGAAUAUGGGUGGCAGUGAUUAUCCUCGUGAUCCCCGUGAUUUUCAGUUCCCUCGUGCUGCGCAAUUUUCGAGUCCGAAUGCUUCGGGAAGUUUUAGUUCGAUGAAUAGGGACGCAGACAAGAUAACUUCUAUUGUGAAUAAUUGGAAUUUGAAAUUUGACGGCUCGUCAACGGGUCUCAGUAUUGAUGAGUUUCUAUAUCGCAUUAGGACUCUGACGAGGGAAACCUUUAAUGAUGAUUUUAGUGUUAUCUGUAGGAACCUUAAUACACUCCUGACUGGAAAAGCUCGUGAAUGGUAUUGGCGAUACCACAAGCAAGUGCCAGCCAUUACGUGGGAGGGUUUCUGCCAGGCGAUCCGUAGCCAAUAUAAGGACAUGAAGUCCUCAUUCGACCUUAGAGAGGAGAUGCGAAUCAGAAAGCAGAAACCGGGUGAAUCCUAUGAUGCUUUCUUCGAUGCCCUCUCUAUCAUUGCUGAUAAACUGUCCAAUCCGAUGAGUGAGGACGAAUUCAUAGAGAUCAUUGCCAGGAAUUUACGGCCUGACAUUCGUCAGGAUUUACUUUAUGUCCCAAUUAGGUCUCUGUCCCAUCUACGCAAACUCGUGCAAAUGCGAGAGAACUUUCUGAGCGACGAGUAUGUGCGCAGAACACUUUCCCAACGAUCUCAAAACCUGAAUUUUCCACCACGCAGGCAACUGGCAGAAUUAGAUCAGGGUGUUUCGAAUGACACUGAGUCGGACUACACGAUCGAUGCUGUCCAGAGAUCUGAGUCGAUUAGAUGCUGGAACUGUGAUAACAUAGGACACACUUGGCAGGAUUGUCUUGAGGACAGGACUAUUUUCUGUUACGGGUGUGGCGCGAAAAAUGUUUAUAAACCACAGUGUGCCAGAUGUUUAUCUCGUGUUCAGUCUUCUUCUUCAAAAAACUACAGACAGACGGGGCCAACGAAGAACCAAGUCUAGAUGUCGGCCCAUCCCCAAUUCCCGGACUUACAAUUUCAGAUCCUGACUUACCCUCUAUUGAACCUGACCUGUCCAAAUUAGACCCUGAUAGGAUUACCAUUUUGAAAAGGCCCAGCACUUCUGAUGUACAUGAGGAUGUUUCUCGAUUGAUAUACCCCAGGUUGCCCUAUCAUAAGCGAUGGGAAAUAUAUGUUCAAAGGCGAAAUGAAAUUUUUAACGUGUCUAGUAUUUCUAAAGCAAAAUCAC